AAAUAAUCAAAAUCCAAACAUUAUAGUAGUACUAGUUUUUUUCAGAUUAUCUUUUCACAAGGAAAAAUCACCUACUGUCAAAGAUAAAAUACAAUUGCAUUAUGUCAAUAAUAGGAAAUACUACUAUGUUUAAAGGAUGAAUAGAGAAGAUGGAGAUGGAGUAAGGUGUAUGCAGCACUAGUCUGGAGAUGCACUGCUUUUCUUCCUCGCCAUGAAACGAAUCCAUCCCACCAUUAAAGUUAGACAAAAGAAGCCUUUUCUACUCCAAGAAUCAAACCCAGCUAAUCCACCUCCUCUUUAUUCUGAUUCCUCUACAUUCAACAUAGAUAUAUACUCAAAGCCUUAACAGUUCCAACAUCCAAUCAUUCUCAACAGACAGCCAUGGCCAAGAACAUGGAUUUCCUCGUAUGUCUCCUCAUCAUGGCUCUGGACAUCAUAGCCGGGGUUCUCGGCAUACAGGGCGAGGUUGCUCAGAACAAGACUCAAAACCUGAGGGCGUGGAUAUUCGAGUGUCGGGAUCCAAGCUACGAGGCUUUCAAACUUGGGCUGGCUGCAGUGGUGAUGCUGUGCCUGGCACACAUUGUAGCUAAUUUGCUGGCGGGAUGCGUCUUCAUCAGCUCCAAAGAAGAACUCGACAGGGCUUCGCCAAACAAGCAACUUGCUGCUGCCUCCCUCAUGAUGUCAUGGAUUAUGUUGGGGAUUGCAUUCAUCCUGCUGAUAUCGGGAGUGUUGUCAAACUCAAAAACAAGAAAGAACUGCGGGAUAAGCCAUCAACAGCAGCUGUCGAUUGGAGGGAUCCUGUGUUUCAUUCAUGGACUGUUUGCGGUUGCCUAUUAUGUAUCUGCAGCUGCUGUUCUUAGAGAUGAACGGAAUCCGCAUCAACAACACAACCACGCCCACCAACCCAAACCAGAUCAGCAACCACUUCCUGCCUGAUUUUUCUCAUCUUCCACAUUCCUUUCUUGGCCUUGAUGUUUACCAAUAGUUCAGUUGAUUUUCAACUAGUCAUCUUCACAUGAUUCUUUCUUUUCAUUCUGGAAAAUGACAUUCUGACCUUACA
Salvia splendens (bonfire salvia) is the source of this 1060-nucleotide messenger RNA. RefSeq lists its product as uncharacterized. The record is from RefSeq and is a predicted model, not a curated record. The transcript is spliced from 3 exons. Bases 382 to 936 code for a protein of 184 amino acids. NCBI's taxonomy places the organism in Eukaryota, Viridiplantae, Streptophyta, Magnoliopsida, Lamiales, Lamiaceae.